Cladophialophora bantiana CBS 173.52 is the source of this 1524-nucleotide messenger RNA. RefSeq lists its product as uncharacterized. The record is from RefSeq and is a predicted model, not a curated record. NCBI's taxonomy places the organism in Eukaryota, Fungi, Ascomycota, Eurotiomycetes, Chaetothyriales, Herpotrichiellaceae. The coding region runs from base 1 to 1524 and encodes 507 amino acids. The transcript is spliced from 2 exons.
AUGUCGGGAGCCGAGAUCGGCAUCGCCGUUAUUGGGGCGGUAGCAGCCCUGAUCACAGCGUACAAAGACGCCGGCGCCAUAGUUGAGAAUAUCAAGGAGAGACGUAAGGCAAAAGGCGCUCUACCCCCAAGUGUGGCGCUGGAGGAGUCUCUACAAGAAGGCCACCAAGAGAUUGAGAAGAUUACAGCAAAGGGCAUACAGCGGUUCGGGCCAACUUUCGAGCAAGGAGAUGAUAUUGCUCAUCGGGCUCUCCAGAGCCUGACUAUUGAAGUUCAGGCCUCCUUUCUGCACCACCUAAUGCUCGCUAGCAAAGAUGACAGUGUCAUCGACUUCGAGGCUUGUAUUGAUUCCGCCAUUGAGGCCCGGUUGCGCGCGGUUACAAUCCUCAAUGAACUCUAUUUGCGUCAACAGAAGCCCUCCAGCCCUGUCUCCGAACCUACGUAUGGGCUGUCGGUAAACCCGAAUCUGCCAGUCAAAAUAUCACGACCCUUUGCAGAGGAGACGAAGGAAGUUUCCGAGGCUUCGGCACCUACGGAACGGAAGAAGCGUUCUAGCCUGACCUCCGGACCUGUGCCUCAGACACCACGAAACCCGCAGCUGCCAGCAGCGAGGAUAUCACGGUCCUCUCCAGAUGAGAUGAAGGAAGUCAUCGAGGGACCUGCACCUACCGAACGUAAGGAGCGCAGUGGGACUCUGGGGUCCGAGACACCUCCAGCCCCAGGGGACGUUCCACGCAAGCCGUCUUGGAACGUCUUCAAGAUCUUGCAUCGAACUUCAUCGGCAGAAAAAGAGAAUAUAUCGACACCGCCACAAGCGACCUCAAGACCUCCCUCAUAUGUCACCUCCCCCACAUCACCUUCGAUCAGGUCCUUGGAUGAUCCUCGCAGAUCCCAAGUCAUGACUCCACCUAUCAGCCCAGUUUCAACCGUUUCGUCCAUUGAUGUGCUUGCUGCGGCCGGCUUUUGCAAAGGGGCAUACUAUGUUCAGCAAGGAAUCUACGAGAAGGGAGUCCAAGUCUCCAUGAAGAACAUGGAGUGGGCAUGUCAUUGUCGAAAAUGUCCGUUUGCAACACCAGCUGAUCGAGACGAGCGAGGACGAGCACGAUUCGACGAUAAAGUCCACUCAACUCGGAACCUACGUUGGCGGUCUCUCGUGCUCUUCAAGUCUCACAUUUCCUCUAGCCAGAAAAAGUCGAGGCUAUACAGGUGUCUGCUGUGUGUUCUUCUUGGCGAUUCGUCGUCCGUCUUUCAAGGGGAACAGCAUCUCUUUGAGCACAUGUUCCAUCAUCAAGGCGGGAUCGUGAAUGGCGUGGAACUUUGGGGACCGAUAUGUCUGGAUCCGGGCGGGGCGAGAAUGGGCUCUGAAAGAACAUUCGACAUCUGCUUCGCGGAGAACCCGCGAUUUGCUCUCCCGGAAGGCGCCUUUGAGAUGGGCGUCGCCACCGAGAUUGUGGAGGCUGAUGGGACGGAGAUCUAUGAUGAGGAUGUGUUCAAGAAUCAAUGGGUGGAUGAAGGACAGAGAUGA